Molecule: messenger RNA, 1726 nt
Organism: Artibeus jamaicensis (Jamaican fruit-eating bat)
Lineage: Eukaryota; Metazoa; Chordata; Mammalia; Chiroptera; Phyllostomidae
Gene: GPANK1
Product: G-patch domain and ankyrin repeats 1
Exons: 4
Coding region: 503-1558 (351 amino acids)
Molecular function (GO): protein binding; nucleic acid binding
Source: RefSeq, a predicted model, not a curated record
GGAAGAAGACGCAAGGGGCGUUCCGCAAGGAGGAACCACCGGAAGCGGAAGCAGGGUACCGGGUUCUGGGUAGGGGAGCCUGGGAAGCAGUUGCGAGAUCUCGGGACUGGGGGCUUCGAGAGGAGUUAGGGUAAGGGGCGAAGCUGGCUGCCCCUCCCUUCACACAGCGAGGCUGCGGCCCCGGCGCGCCCUUGCCUAGGGGAUUGACCUCAUCCCCAACCAACGCACCGGGUCCUAUCGUCUCUCCAACCCCUUGCCCUAGCAAGGCCCGCAACUGAAGACUCCCGACGGGGCCCAUGUUUCACCAAGGGGCCCGGACUCCUGAGUCGGGAGGGCUUAAAUGGGGCCUUCUGCUGCGGGCGCCAAGUGUGACCUUCGAACCGUGGUUGGAGUAAUGCAGGUCUGUGGAGGUGGCUUUGGUCACUGCAGGGCCACCAGGGUUUUGGCUCACUGGCUUCAUCUUCCCCUUGCCUAGUUUCAUUUUCUCAGCUCUACCAAAGCCAUGUCCAGGCCCUCUGUCAUCACCUUCACCCCAGCCACUGACCCCAGCGACUUCUGGAAAGAUGGGCAGCAGCAGUCACAGCCUGAAGAGUUGGAGCCUACCCUGGAUGGGGCAGCAGCCCGGGCUUUCUAUGAGGCCUUGAUUGGAGAUGAGAGCAGUGCCCCUGAACCUCAGAGAUUGAAGCCCGAGCCUAACAAGGAGAGAAAGAGGAAGAAGAGAAGAAUGAUGAGAGAGGCUGCAACAGGAUUAUCAGGAGGACAUGGACAAAGGAGAUCCCUUGAGGCUGAGGACAAGAUGACUCAUUGGAUACUGAGGGCAGCCCAGGAGGGGGACUUGGCAGAACUAAAAAGGCUAUUGGAUCCCCCUGAGGCAGGGGGAGCUGGGGGAAAUAUCAAUGUUCGGGAUGCCUUCUGGUGGACCCCCCUAAUGUGUGCUGCCCGAGCAGGCCAGGGGGCAGCUGUGCAGUAUCUCCUAGGCCAGGGUGCUGCCUGGGUCGGGGUCUGUGAGCUGGGUGGCAGGGAUGCUGCUCAGCUGGCUGAAGAAGCAGGCUUCCCAGAGGUGGCCCGCAUGGUCAGAGAGAGCCGCGGAGAGAAGAGGAGUUCAGAGAACUGGUCCCAAGCCCCCUCCCCCCAAUACUGUGAGACCUGUGGUGGCCACUUCCAGGACUCUAACCACUGCACAUCUACUGCUCACCUGCUGUCACUGUCCCGGGACCUCCGGCCUCCCAGUCUGCACCUUGGGGUGCCCAUCUCCAGCCCAGGCUUCAAACUGCUGCUGAAGGGGGGGUGGGAGCCUGGAAUGGGGCUGGGACCCCAGGGCAAGGGCCGUGUCAACCCCAUCCCCACCGUCCUCAAGAGAGAUCAGGAAGGAUUAGGGUACAGGUCAGCACCCCAAUCCCGAGUCACACACUUCCCGGCUCAGGAUUCCCGGGCAGUGGCUGGGAGGGCGAGAGCCCCACAGGUGACCAUACUGAGCAGAAGGGAGGAGAGAAGGCAGAAGGAGAAGGACAAGGCCUGGGAGCGGGAUCUGAGGAGGUACAUGAACCUUGAGUUCUGAGCUUGGCAAGGUCUGACCCUGGACUGCUGAAGUCUGAGCUGGGCCCUUUUAGCUUCUACUUCUUGGAGUCUGCCCAGGUCCCAGACACUUGGAUUUUGGUCAGUAGGCCUUAACCUUUGGGAGUGAGGCUGAGAGUUGAGAAAUAAAUCAAAUUUACUUUUUGUUUUA